This is a messenger RNA of Opisthocomus hoazin, 2238 nucleotides long. The record is from RefSeq and is a predicted model, not a curated record. NCBI's taxonomy places the organism in Eukaryota, Metazoa, Chordata, Aves, Opisthocomiformes, Opisthocomidae.
AUGCAGUCACAGAACGGAGACGCCGACAAGGGGCUUGGAGAGGGGGUUGCUGCGCAAGGGGUGUCAGCAGAGCCUGCGAGCGACGCUGGGAAUGGAGCUGCCCACGUGGGGAACGCAGGCCGUGCUGCCAGCCCCGUGUACGGACUACAAGUGCAACUAGAAGGUGCAGAGCAAGAACCUAAAGAGAAGAGUGUUGAAAAUGCAAUUAAUCAAAGGCAGCCUAAAGAUGGCUUGAAUGACUACAGCACUGGAGACACCUUCCGAAGAGUGCAGAAGGAUGUUAAAACUCAAGAGAAAGCCAUCAGCUGUACGUCCAGAGCAGGUCAACAGCACGAACAAAAAUCAGAUGGCGAUCCCGAAUCAGUAACCAGCUCGUUCCGUCAAAGGACAGAAGAAAAGAGGGGCUGUGUAAGAAUGACAAAAAAGAUUCUGCAGGACAUCUGUAAACAGCAGAAGCUGUACUUGACUCCAUACUUAAAUGACACGCUUUACUUGCAUUACAAAGGAUUUGACCGACUGGAGAAUCUUGAAGAGUAUACAGGAUUGAAGUGUUUAUGGCUGGAAUGCAAUGGCUUAACAAAAAUUGAGAAUUUGGAGGCUCUGACCGAGUUGCGUUGCCUCUACUUGCAACUCAAUUUGAUUAACAAAAUUGAAAACCUUGAACCCUUACAAAAGCUGGAUUCCCUCAAUAUCAGUAACAACUCCAUUAAGACCAUUGAGAAUCUCUCUUGUCUGAAGGUCCUGCAGACUCUGCAGAUUGCGCACAACAAGCUACAGACAGUGGAAGACAUACAGCACUUGCAAAAAUGCCCAAGCAUCUCUGUCCUCGACCUUUCCCACAACAAGCUGAGUGAUCCGAGUAUUGUCACUGUCCUGGAGACCAUGCCCAAUCUGCAUGUGCUGAAUUUGAUGGGAAACCAAGUCAUAAAGAAAAUUGCUAAUUAUAGAAAAACGCUUAUUGUUCGACUAAAGCUACUAACGUAUCUGGAUGACAGACCAGUUUUCCCAAAGGAUAGAGCCUGUGCAGAAGCCUGGGCUGUUGGAGGGCUUGAAGCUGAGAAAGCAGAAAGGGAAAAAUGGGAAACCAGAGAGAGAAAAAAAAUCCAAGACAGCAUCAAUGCCUUAGCAGCAAUUAGGCGAAAAGCAGAGGAACAGAAAAGACAAAAGUAUAUGGAAGAAAGAGACGCAAGCACAAAAUGCGGAGAUGGAGGUGCAGCAGACAUCCUAGAAGGAGCAACUGGAAAUUCGGAUGACAGCAAUGGAAAAUCUAAUACACCAGAGACUUCAAAUCUAUCAGAAGAGAAAGAAAUUCAAGAGAAGACUGAGAAAUGUAGAAAUGAAAGUUUUGAUGCUCAUGAUGAAGUGAUAACACUUCUACCAAGCAGGGGAGAGAACGCAGAUUUCCCAUCUGGAAAUAUUCCUGCUAGAAUUCCAGAGCAUGCACAAGAAUCAGACUCUUACAAACUCUCAAACCUCAACAAGAAGACAGACGAACUGCCAAGAGAGAAGGCAGCUACUGAAAAGGCCAUGCUUCCUGAACUGGGUGAAUGUGCUGAAAUGGAACAGAUCAAACUGGAGGCACCGGAGAAGCUUUAUCUUGACGAACUGCCUGAUUUAGAAGAUAUAGAUGUAAACAAAUUUCCCCCAGAAGAGGAAAUCUUUGUUCAAAAGCAAAGAGGUCCACGUUGCGCUUUUAUAUCUAGAGUAGUAAGGACAAAUGACAGCGAUUCUGCAUUAGAGGAAAACAAUAAAAGCAUGUCUGAGGCCUCAGUAGGAGAAGUUCCAACAGCAAUUUUUUCAAAUGUCUGUAAGAUACGUAAAGAGCACGAAAAGGAGCACUUAAGGCCCCUUGUUGAAAGCUUCUUUACAGAGCCUGCUCUUUCAGAAAGAUACUUGGAGACCAAAAAGAAACGAGAAACCCCCUCGAAACCCUUGAUAGAGGAGGUUAUCCCAGAGUCCAAGGAUGAUCUGGUAUCGUCACCGGUCUGCAGUCGACCAGCCGACCCAAGCCCACGGGAAGGGGAAAGUAAGAUUACAGUUAUUUGCCCUGGGAGCGGCAGCAAUGGAGAAGCGCAGUGCCUGGCUGAGGGUGAAGGCUGUCCCCACGAAGCACAAGGUGCCAAGGACGGAAAGGCUGCUGGAGCAACCCUGGGCCUCCAGGACAGGCGGGAGGACGGGCAGGGGCCCGUGGAGAACCGGCUUUGUCUGAAAGCACCUUCCCAGGCGCCAUCUCUUUAG